Labrus bergylta (ballan wrasse) is the source of this 703-nucleotide messenger RNA. Lineage: Eukaryota; Metazoa; Chordata; Actinopteri; Labriformes; Labridae. The record is from RefSeq and is a predicted model, not a curated record.
CUUGUCGGAUGGGAGACAGCGACGCGCAGCAGACAGGAUGACAAACCAGUCGACAGCUAACCAGUCCAACACAAACAAGGUGAAGGAGAAAGAGGAAAGCCAGCGAGAUGACAACACAGACGUCGCAUAUAAAGAUGCAGGCCACUGUAGUCGGAACACCCACAACCUGCUGCUGGGCCUCACUGUUCUGGGUGUUGUUAUGGGUGCGGUGUUUGGGAUGCUGCUGCGGUACAUGAAGGUGACGGACAGCAGUGCCCUCACCAUGGUUUCCUUCCCAGGAGACAUCCUCAUGAGGAUGCUGAAGAUGCUCAUUCUGCCUCUAAUCAUCUCCAGCCUCAUCACAGGGCUGGCUGGUCUGGAUGCCCGCUCCAGUGGCAGGAUGGGUAGCAGAGCCAUGGUGUACUACAUGUCCACUACCAUUAUUGCUGCCAUCCUCGGGGUCAUCCUGGUGAUUGGAAUCCACCCCGGGAACCCCAAACUGAGGUCAGGUGCGUCAAACUCAGCCCCGAAGAACCAGGAGGUCAGCAGUCUGGACGCCUUCUUGGACCUGCUCAGAAACCUUUUCCCUGAGAACCUGGUGCAGGCCUGCUUCCAACAGGUUCAGACGGUGCUGAAAAAGGAGUCAGUGGCAGCACCAAACCAAACUGAGCCCAUCAUAGUGAACAGAAAGACACUGGAAUACAAAUGGGGCAUGAACGUCCUC